Molecule: messenger RNA, 1936 nt
Organism: Thrips palmi
Lineage: Eukaryota; Metazoa; Arthropoda; Insecta; Thysanoptera; Thripidae
Product: N-acetylglucosamine-6-phosphate deacetylase
Exons: 8
Coding region: 171-1370 (399 amino acids)
Biological process (GO): N-acetylglucosamine catabolic process
Molecular function (GO): N-acetylglucosamine-6-phosphate deacetylase activity
Source: RefSeq, a predicted model, not a curated record
UGGCAAAUUCAUGAACUAUGUAUGAAAAACUGAGGCGUUUGUUUACGUUUACGUUUUAAUUGGGCUGCUACGAGCAGCUGAUAAAGUGUCCUACAUUCAUGUGAGGCUUGUCAGUGAAACUUUGGAGGUCCAGUUGAACUUUAGUCUCUGCACGGAGCCACUGGCCGAAAAUGAGUCGUGAUUUCAUUCUGCAAUUCACCAACUGUUUUAUUAUUCGAGAUCAUUCUGUUGUAAAGGAUGAUCUGUGGGUUAGGAACGGUAAAUUCAUUGAUCCAGAAAAGGUUUUCUUUGACGAGAAAACACCUGCAAGUCAAAAACAUGAUUGUGCCGGGGCCCUGAUUGCACCAGGUUUUAUUGAACUACAAGUUAAUGGUGGGUUCGGAAUUGAUUUUUCUCACAACACGGAAAAUAUUGAAGCAGGCAUUGAGAUAGUGGCCCGUGGCCUUCUCGCUCAUGGUGUCACAUCUUUCUGUCCAACCCUUGUGACAUCCACCCCUGAGGUUUACCAGAAGGUGCUUCCUAAGUUGAAGCCAACUCAAGGUGGACUGCAUGGGGCCUCCAUCCUUGGAGCCCAUUUGGAAGGACCAUUUAUCAACAAACUAAAGAAAGGAGCCCAUGAUGAGAAUACCAUUACUGAUCUCAAAGAGGGUCCAAAAUCUCUCCUGAAUGUGUACGGGUCUGUGGAGAACGCCUGCAUUGUCACACUAGCUCCUGAGCUACCUGGAGCAACUGAUGUUACAGAAUGGUUGACAAAGCAGGGAGUUACGGUCUCCUUAGGUCAUUCCAUGGCAAGUUUGCAAGAGGGCCUUGAGGCAGUGCAUUGUGGUGCAUCAUUCAUAACUCACCUAUUCAAUGCAAUGCUCCCAUUUCACCAUAGAGACCCAGGAUUAGUAGGUCUGCUAUCAUCAGAUAUGCCUGAAGGGCGGUCUAUUUUUUAUGGUAUUAUUUCUGAUGGUGUGCACACCCAUCCUGCAGCUCUUCGUAUUGCGCACAGAGUUCAUCCGAAAGGACUGGUACUGGUGACUGAUGCUAUUUCAGCUUUGGGAUUAGAAGAAGGUACUCACAAAAUUGGCCAGUACACAAUUGAGAUUCGUGAUCAAAAGGCAUUUAUAGCUGGCACAAAUACACUCUGUGGUAGUAUUGCAAAUAUGAUUGAGUGUGUUAAGCAUUUCAAGGAGGCAACAGGUUGCAGCACAGUUGAAGCUAUUGAGGCUGCCACUCUGCACCCUGCCAGAGUGUUGGGAUUGGAAAAAAAAAUAGGCACUCUUGCUUACGGAGCUGAUGCUGAUUUUGUCAUGCUCAAUUCCAAGAACCUAUCCUUGAAGUCUACCUGGAUUGCAGGCAAUUGUGUUUUCAAAAGUGAUGUCUAAUGGUUGACACAGUGUUCGAUGUAUCAAGAACAUACGUACUUUCAAGACUGAUUUAAAGUUUUUCUGUUAAUUUUUUCAUGGUUUAUGCAUUUUACUCAUGAUUUCAUUCAUGACGUUUGUGAUUUGUUACUUAUUUUUGCCAUAUCUACCACCUCAAGGUUCAGCGCUGCCUUAUGAAUGACUUAAUAAGGCUACAGUCAGCUGGUAUGAGUGGAAUUGUUUUAACUGUGGUCAUUCCAUAAGUAUUAAAAGAUUCAAUCCGAGUUCUAAAUGCUUGCAACAUUGAAGAUUUUUAAUGCUGCUGUUCAAAUUUGUAUUAUGCAACCUGCAUGUUGGGUGCUCUUUUAAUAUCUGUCAUAAAAAUGUGAUGUUUAUCUGUGAUUUUGGUUGCCUAGUAGUGGAUUUUUGAAAAUAUUUUUUUAUCAGACCUUUUACUGACUUAGAGAGAAUGUUAUGUUGAUUCAUCCUUUUCUAUUUGUAUUUUGGUAUGUUCUCUCUAGGUUACUACUUGCUGUUUCCAUUCUUUGACUUGUACAAUCCCGAAAAUAUAUUUAUAGACAUUUCAA